This is a messenger RNA of Hyaena hyaena (striped hyena), 1191 nucleotides long. It is a transcript of the gene JKAMP, whose product is annotated as JNK1/MAPK8 associated membrane protein. Gene Ontology annotation, cellular component: membrane. The record is from RefSeq and is a predicted model, not a curated record. Lineage: Eukaryota; Metazoa; Chordata; Mammalia; Carnivora; Hyaenidae. Bases 89 to 1024 code for a protein of 311 amino acids. Gene Ontology annotation, molecular function: ubiquitin protein ligase binding. Gene Ontology annotation, biological process: response to unfolded protein. The transcript is spliced from 7 exons.
CGCCCUGGCGGCUGUGGCCCGGAUGUCCGGGCGGUGCGGCCCGGGUGUCUGAUUUCGGAGCUUCUUCAGGGAAACCUGCAAGCGGCCAAUGGCUGUCGAUAUUCAACCAGCAUGCCUUGGACUUUACUGUGGGAAGACCCUAUUAUUUAAAAAUGGCUCAACUGAAAUAUAUGGAGAAUGUGGGGUGUGCCCAAGAGGACAGAGAACAAAUGCACAAAAAUAUUGUCAGCCUUGCACAGAGUCUCCAGAGCUUUAUGACUGGCUUUAUCUUGGAUUUAUGGCUAUGCUUCCUCUUGUUUUACACUGGUUCUUCAUUGAGUGGUACUCGGGGAAAAAGAGCUCCAGUGCCCUUUUCCAGCACAUCACGGCAUUAUUUGAAUGCAGUAUGGCAGCUAUUAUCACCUUACUUGUGAGCGAUCCGGUUGGUGUUCUUUAUAUCCGUUCCUGUCGGGUACUGAUGCUUUCUGAUUGGUACACGAUGCUUUACAACCCAAGUCCCGAUUACGUCACCACGGUGCACUGUACUCAUGAAGCUGUCUACCCGCUAUAUACCAUCGUCUUUAUCUAUUAUGCGUUCUGCUUGGUAUUGAUGAUGCUGCUCCGACCCCUCCUGGUAAAGAAGAUCGCCUGUGGGUUAGGAAAGUCUGAUCGAUUUAAAAGUAUUUAUGCUGCACUUUACUUCUUCCCGAUUUUAACUGUGCUUCAGGCCGUCGGUGGAGGCCUCUUAUAUUAUGCCUUCCCAUACAUUAUAUUAGUAUUAUCUUUGGUUACUCUGGCUGUGUACAUGUCGGCUUCUGAAAUAGAGAAUUGCUAUGAUCUUCUGGUGAGAAAGAAAAGACUUAUUGUUCUCUUCAGCCACUGGUUACUUCAUGCCUAUGGAAUAAUAUCCAUUUCCAGAGUGGAUAAACUCGAGCAAGAUUUACCCCUUUUGGCUUUGGUACCCACACCAGCUCUUUUUUACUUGUUUACCGCAAAAUUUACCGAACCUUCACGAAUACUCUCCGAAGGAGCCAAUGGACACUGAAUGUAAGAGCCAAAAAAACUAUAAAGUAUUCUUAGUAAAAAAUAUAAAAUGUAUUCAUACUCUUCUGUUGUACGUGGAAAUAAGAUUGGGUUUGUUUUUUGACUUACCAGGCUUUAUGGUUAGACUUGGAAAAUACAAAAUAGUCUGUUGUGUAGUAGAUACACUAC